CCAGGACAAAUUGCUAAAGAGCGGGCGUGUCCAGCUCCCCUCCCUUAGUUUAAGUGAGGGCGGAAGAUGGCGGCAGCCGGAAUGGGUCCAGGGGUUCCAGACGGGGAGCCUGAGGGCUCAAACCGUGACCGCAGCGCCUUUGAAUGCAAUAUCUGUCUGGAGCCUGCAAGAGAAGCUGUCAUUGGACUCUGCGGCCACCUAUACUGCUGGCCUUGUCUUCAUCAGUGGCUAGAAACACGGCCUGAGCGUCAAGAGUGUCCUGUGUGCAAGGCAGGAAUCAGCCGCGACAAAGUCAUCCCUCUUUACGGCCGUGGCAGCUCUGCCCAGCAAGAUCCCAGGUUGAAGACGCCCCCUCGACCACGAGGGCAGCGCCCAGAGCCUGAGUCCCGAGGGAAGCAGAAGCUGCCCGUCCAUCCAGCUGGCAGGAUUCGCUCUUCCUCUUCAUCGCCAUCUUCUUUUUCUUUUGGCUGCUCAGUGUCUGACGGGCUGGAUUUUGCUGGACUUGCCCUGUACUUAAAAAAAAAAAAAAAGGCUAUCGGAGCUAGAUUGAAGGACUUUGAAACUAUGGGGUUGGGUGGGCGGAGGAGGAGCAGUUGUGGGCUAGAGGGUGGAAUGGUUUCCUGCCUGCCCUGGCUAGGCAGGAGGGGGCUAGCCUUGGAGGGGGGGAGGUGGUGCAACUCAGGGCGGGUCUCCCUCGUUGCCCUUUUUCCUUAAUCCCCCUACCCAGAAUUAAAAACAUAAUAGGGUGGCUUUAUGGGUGAUGAUGUAAAAGCUGUGUGUGUGUGUAUGUGUUGAGGGGAUAUGGGGAGGGGGAGAAGGUUGUAAUGAUCAAAGGGCUGAACUGGGGAUCCUUCCACCACCCUCGCCAGAAGCUUUCUGUAUUUAGGCAGGAUGAAUAAAAAAAAUAAAGAAGACUUAGAAGAGGCUGGCACUUUGCCACUGUCAGCCUGAGGGCCAAAUCCAGGCUGGGGGGGGGGGAGUCUGCAUCUCCUCCCUCCACAAUGCUGAAGGGUGUCAUGGUUUCCUGUAGCUUGCAGGUGAUUCUGUAGUUUUAGUGGCAACUGAGGAUGGGGUGUGGCAUCCCCUUCUCUCCCCCCCACCCCAUUUUCCUCUCUAUAGUUUGCAGCCACACUGUCCUCAUUCAACUACUUCAAUACUGCAAGUGUAUCUUGUUGAUUAGGCCCCGUAAAAUAAAAUAAAAUGAUGCAACUCAUUCCCACCCAGAGGUUUAUAAUUGUAUGGAGUGCUGCAUAGCCGGUAGAAAGGGAAUUUUUAGGAAGGACAGGAAGAGAGCUGUGGGGUCCCUUUCCCCUCCUGCCUCUUUUUUCUUUGGGAGGGGGGAAAAGCUUGCUUCACCCCCACGUGUACCUGCCUCAGCAAGGAUUGUGGGAGGCGAGUAUUGAUAAGAAAAGCGGGGCAGAGGGUGGUGAAAGUAGCGGGGCUGCAGUGAUGGGGGGGGCAAGAGCCAUGGUAGCAAGGGAGACUGUUGGCUCUGAUGUCAGUAAGGCAGUGAAUCCACUCCAUGUUUUAUCCAAACUUUAAGGAGCUGUCCAAGGUGCAAACGUUCAGACUAAAACCCAGAGUGGAUUCACUGCCCCACUGACAUUGGAGCCAACAGUCCAUGGCAUGGGAGGCACUUUAGGUUUAGUGUACUAUCCCCGCCCCCCUGUCCCUGUGUCCAACCACUGGGAGAGAAAUGGGUUUCAGGCACCUAUAUAUGGGGCUUGAAGUGGUCACAGAGAAGGUCCUAGUGGUUCGUUUUAUAUACUGAAAAACAAUCUGUCAAAAAAGGAUUUACUUCCAUAGACGUAAGAAUCCAUCUGCUUUUACAGCCUGUUUUAUUUGUGGGAGGGGGGCAGUACUGGUGAUUAAUCCCUUUUGUGACUAUUUUGUGGGGGAAUGUAAAGCCACUAGUCAAGGUCAGGACUACUAAUUGCAGGGCAAUUGGCUAUAUUUCUCUCUCUGGCGCCCCCCCCCCCGCCAUCUUCUGAGAGUGUUGGGGCAGGGGGGGUGUUUACUAUCUGGGUUGCAAUUUCCUUGUUUUGACUAACAGUAUUUCAUGGGCCAGAGUGUCUGUAGCCCCUGUCUUCCAUUUUGUGUGCUGAGGAGAGACAUGGUGUAAAUUAACCAAUGCUGUAAUUAAAUUAGCCUGUGAUUCGUAUCCAGUUGCAGGCAUGGAGUCUUUGCUGAGCAUGUAGCUGUUUUCUGGUCAUGCGCAAAGUGUACAUGUGUGGAAACUAUGCAUAGAUUGAUGUAUGCAGUUUGCAUAACUUAUCCUGGUAACUUAUGUGAGGGGGGGGAAAGAGCUGUAUGUAAGAACAUUAGAAGACCCCCCCUCCCCUACUAGUCCAGCAGUUUGCUCUCACAGUGGCCAACCAAAUGCCUCUGAGGAAGCCUGCAAGCUGGAUCUGACUGCCACAGCAACUCUCCCCACUUGUGAUUCCCAGCAACUGGUAUUCAGAGGCAGAUUACCUUUGACAGUGCAGGUAGAACCUAGCUAUUGUGGCCACUAGCUCCUAAUAUCCUUAUCCCCCUUGAAUUGGUCUAAUCUGCUUCUAAAGUCGUGCAAGUUGGUGGCUAUCACUGCCUCCUGUGGGAGCCAAUUCCAUAGUUUAACUAUGUGAUGUGUGAAGAAGCCCUUCAUUUUGUCUGCCCUGAAUCUUCUUAACAUUCAGCUUCAUUGGAUGUCCACAGGUUCUAGUGUUAUGAGAGAGGGAGGGAGACACUCCUCUCCAUCCACUUUCUCCACACCAUGUAUAAUUUUCUAUGUCUCGAUCAUGUCUUCGCUCUCCUUACUUGCCAUGAAGCCCCGAAGGUUGUAACGCUUCCUCACAGUGGAGCUGCUCCAAUGCAGCAGAAAUAAUCCCUACUGCUUGGUUCUCGCAUACCCUGCCCCCAAACCAUCUUCUGUUAUUUGAUCAGGCACUGAACACGCAUUUCAGAGUCUCUUACUGUAGUGAAAGGAGCCUUUCUUACCCCUGCCGUUCCUUUUCCUGGGCACCUCUUUUUCCUCUGCUCAUUCUCUCAACACGUUUCACCUCUUCCAUUCCUGUGAUUACCUUGUUCUUGGGGAGCAAACCCCCAUUCCAAGCUUGUGUGGGCUUCUGCUCUUGUUUUUCUGUCUAAGAAUUGGCACCCUGCCCUGCCCUUUGCCUAGGAUCAGAGCAGCUCAGCCAUCCCAUGCCAGAUUUUCUUCUGACUUCCCAGCAUCUCUGCCACUUAGGUAGGUGAGCCUGUCAUGUCCCAUAGCGCCUUAUGACACAGAUAGCUUGUAUCAUGAGAUACAGAGAAGAAUUUUGGAGCUCACCUGAGCCAGGAUUUUCUACCGAUCUGUGCCUUAUCUUUAACCCACUCCUCAAUGGUGUCAGACCUACACUGAUGUAAUGGUAAAAGAGAGAGAUUCAUCAAAUGACCUAAGCUACAUGAAGGAGAGAAAACCCAACCAAGGUCCUCAUUAGCCAGUUUGAGCAGGAGGGAAAUAUUUCAGAAUGCAAGAGCCUUGCUAGAUCAGUAUAAAGCAUAUCUAGACCAGCUUCCUGUUUCUUAAUGACCAGCCAGAGGCCUAUAGGAAGAACACAACCACUAUGCCCCUACCAGCAACUAGCAUUUAGUAACACAUGGCCUCUGAACAUGUGUCAGGGUUUUUUUUAAUUCUUAAGGUUUGUAACUUUUGAUAGCCCUAACCUCCAUGAACUUGUCUGCUCCCCUUUUUGAAGCCAUCGAAGCUAGUGGACAUCACCUCUUCUGGCAGCGAAAUCCACACAUUGACUGCAUUCAUACAUCAAAGUAAACCGUAGUUUAUGAAGAAUAUGCAGAUGGCUCCCACUUUGAUCCUUCACUGGAGCAAGUGGCAGCAACCAACCCUGGUCCUUGGUUCAGCAUUACAUCUAAGCUGGAGAUUGUGGUUUAUUUUGCUCCACACAAAGCAUGAUUUGAAGUGAAGACUUGUUCUUGGCUUAUCAGCCAGAGUUUUGUUUGAGUGAAAACAAAUCACAAUUGCUGAUUCAUAAUGCCGAGCCAGAGAUUGUGGUUUGCUGCUCCCCUUCAUGGUAGAGGGGGGAACAAAGCCAGAGUGAUCGCCACAUUUGUGCUAAACUAUUAACUAUUUCUGCCAUGACGUGCAAGCUGGUCUAUUAUGUGACAAAUACUUUGUCUGUCCUGAAUCUGUUGCUAAUGAGUAUCCUAAAAUUACUCACUUUGUCCACACCCUGCAUAAUUUUAUAAGCCGCUGUUGCCUGUCCCCUUGUCUUUUCUUUUUCUCAGCUAAGAAGUCCCAAAUGUUGUAGCCUUUUCUCUAUAAGAUGCUGUAAUCCAGUGGUUCUCAAACUGUUUUGGCUCACGGCGCACUGUAAAGCAUAUAAAAAUGUUCUGGCGCACUUCGUGUACAAAAUUAAAAAUAUAUUAAUAUAUUUUAAACUAUGAAUAAAAAUAACUUAAACUACAGAAAACUAUUACUUACCCUAUACAAAUGGGUUUCUUCUCAUUUUUAAAAUAUACUUUCAUAACAUUUGAGGCGCACCUAGCCACCUCCUAGGGCGCACCAGUGUGCCUGGGCGCACCAUUUGAGAAUCACUGCUCUAAUCCCUUACUUUCAUUGCCUUUUCCUAGUGGUCAUAUCCUUUAACACGUGGGAGGGGGAGUGGAAUGGACAGAUCUGGGUGGUUUGAAGUAGAGCUUCUCAGCUCCUGAUUAUUGUAAAUUCCCAUCUAGUUAAGGCUGCUGAAAUGAAGAAAGCUAACCAGGAGCAAACUAUGAACUCAGUUCAGUUAUAGUAUUGAAAAGAAAUCCUAGGCUCAGCAUGUGUGCAAAGGCAUCCUGUUCUUUCAGUAAAACGCAAAGGAGAACCACCAAUCUGGAAUUCUUUCCCUGCCUUUAAGAGGCAAGAUGAGAUGACAAGAACUCUUCCAAAUGCAAGUGUACCAGAAAUAUAAAUAAAAGGAAAUUGAUAGUGGUAAUAUUUUCAAUCUUUGCAUAGAAUUUGCCUUUUUCACUGCUGCAAUGUUGAGAUGAUGUUUAAUUUAUCAAUCCAUAUGACACCCAGAUCUCUUUCCUGUUCAGUCAUAGCCAGUUCAGAUCCCAUCACCUUCUGAAUAAACUUUUUUGUUCCACUGUG
Rhineura floridana is the source of this 5113-nucleotide messenger RNA. RefSeq names its product ring finger protein 5 (gene RNF5). Gene Ontology annotation, cellular component: endoplasmic reticulum. Lineage: Eukaryota; Metazoa; Chordata; Lepidosauria; Squamata; Rhineuridae. Gene Ontology annotation, biological process: ubiquitin-dependent protein catabolic process. Gene Ontology annotation, molecular function: ubiquitin protein ligase activity; ubiquitin-like protein conjugating enzyme binding. The record is from RefSeq and is a predicted model, not a curated record. The transcript has 5 exons. The coding region runs from base 67 to 714 and encodes 215 amino acids.